Messenger RNA from Thrips palmi, 5383 nucleotides. It is a transcript of the gene Ent2, whose product is annotated as equilibrative nucleoside transporter 2. Gene Ontology annotation, cellular component: plasma membrane. Gene Ontology annotation, molecular function: nucleoside transmembrane transporter activity. NCBI's taxonomy places the organism in Eukaryota, Metazoa, Arthropoda, Insecta, Thysanoptera, Thripidae. The transcript is spliced from 11 exons. Gene Ontology annotation, biological process: nucleoside transmembrane transport. The record is from RefSeq and is a predicted model, not a curated record. Bases 437 to 1732 code for a protein of 431 amino acids.
ACGCACCGGGCAGAGCGGCUAGAGCCCUGCGGUUCCCUGCGGCCUGCAGCGCGCCGUGGUGUCGCGUGUAGUCUGCCUCGCCGCCGCGCCCUCACCCUUGCCCUCGCCCUCGCCAUCGCCAAGCCGUGCUGAUGCGGAUUCCGCCGCGGCCGAUGCACUGCUCGCAGUCCUAGCCGUGCGCGCUGUGCUGUGCGUCCCAGUCCCGCGUCUGGAACGUCUGGACGGCCUGGACGGCCUGGACACCGAGAUCGCUGCGUUCCAUACCGGUUGACCCUUCCGCCCCACUCCGCCCUUUGCUCGUGAGCUGGCUCCAACCGCGGCCGGGGACGUCCACGAGAAGCAGCCGUUCCUGCCCGCCACCGAGCCCGUGCGCCUGACGCCGGCCUGGGAGGACACGAACCUCCCCAACGACGAGCUCAACUUCAAGGGCGUCACCAUGGAGCAGGCCGACCUGGAGAUGAACCCGCCGAAAGACAGGUGGAAUUUAGUGUACCUGACCCUGCUGCUUCACGGGAUUGGCACUCUCAUGCCAUGGAACAUGUUUAUUACUCCAAAGUCGUACUUCAGUGAGUACAAGCUGGGAAAUGCAACUUCCCCAGAAGGAGAUUUCAACUAUGGUGGUGAAUUUUUAGCCUAUAUCAGCUUUGCUGCUCAGGUUCCCAAUCUUCUUUUCAACUGGCUAAAUGUUUUUGUCCAAGUUGGAGGUAGUGUUACAACUCGAGUUGUUUUCAGUAUUCUUGUCAUGGUUUUCAUAUUUGUUAUGACUGUUGUCCUGGCUAUGCUAGAUUCCUCUGAGUGGCCAGGUACCUUUUUCUGGGUCACAAUGUGCUCUGUAGUGGUUCUUAAUAUGGGCAGUGGCAUUUAUCAAAAUACUGUGUUUGGAAUGGGAGCCAAACUGCCAGCAAAAUAUACUGGUGCAAUCGUUUUGGGCUCGAAUAUUAGUGGAACAUUCACAGCUAUUAUCAGUUUUAUUUCCCUGCUCAUGGCUCCUAAUAUACGAACAGCUGCCAUCUACUAUUUCAUCACAGCACUAUUAGUUCUCUUGGCCUGUUUUGAUACCUACUUUGCUCUUCCACUGAAUCGCUUCUAUCGCUAUCAUGAGUUGAUGAGCCAAAAGGAGCUCCAACAGAAAAAGAGGGAAAACACAGGGGCCACGCCUAGAACUCCGUUCUUUGCAGUAUUUAAAAAGUGUUGGCCUCAGUGCAUCAAUGUAUUUAUGGUUUUCUUUGUGACAUUGGCAUUGUUCCCCACAGUCCAGUCUGACAUAAAACGUUCUGACCCUAACUUCUUUGUUGAGGACCGUUUCUACGAUUCUAUUCUCUGCUACCUAACUUUCAAUAUUUGUGCAAUGAUUGGCAGCUGCAUGUCAACUUGGGCUCGUUGGCCUGGCCCAAGACUUCUCACAGUUGCAGUAUGGCUACGUGUUCUGUUCAUCCCUCUGUUUGUAAUUUGCAACUAUUUGCCUCAAGGCCAAGAAAGGGUGUUCCCUGUUAUAAUUACAAAUGAUUGGGCCUAUUGGGCUCUGGGGAUUUUGAUGGGCCUUUCAUCAGGCCACUUCAGCUCUCUAGCUAUGAUGUAUUGCCCUAAGAAUGUUGAGCCUCAGAACCAAUCCAUUGCAGGCAUGCUGGGUGGUGCUUUCCUGGUGACUGGCAUUUUCAGUGGCAUCUUGUUCUCUAUGGCCGUGACCUGGUUCGUUACAAAUGUUCGCUGGAACAUUCCCUGGGAUUUCUAGAGCAAGCUUGGGUCCCUUCUGGGAUUUUGUUAAUCUCCAGAUGGGGCCUGCUGGCCAUUAGAGCCUGCAGCACUUUAGUGCGUUUCAAUAGAGAUGUAGAUCUGAAAAGUGACUCUUGACCCUCGUGUGUUGCCCUUGUAAAUAGCAUUUCUUGAAGAAUGUGUUGGACUACAUUAUUUGAUCUCUGUGUAGAACGGUGUGACCACGCAUUAUAUCUUUCUUUGAAGGAGGCGUUGGUAACUUUUCUGAUCCUACAAGUCAAAGACAGUGCAGCGGUAGCUGUUACUCCGUGUAUAUGAAGGUUUAGGAUAGUUACCAAGGAAUAAUAUAAAUCAGCAUUUUUGUCCAUUUGGACUGAGUGGUCGUGAUAUAAAACUCAAGAUUUUGUAUUGAUUGUUGAGCUUACCCAAUUGUUAACCAAAAUUUUCAGUGAAAAUUGUCAUGAUUUUUUGAUCAGACAAAAAUCAUUAUGGACAGUUAUUAGUGAAGUGAUAUAUAUUUGAGCUCAUGCAUUUCAAUUAGUGACUUGCUACAAGUUCAUGUGAAAGCGCUUGUAGUGUAAAGCUUUACCUAAUGAAGAUAUACACAUUUUUCACUCUAUUUCCAAUCAGGGACCUGUGCCUGGCAGGGUUUGUAUAAAUACAAAUGACUUGCUUAGAAUUUAUCCUUUGAUGCACAAAAGUACUGCAUCUUCCUCUUUAUAUUGUAUUUGCUUAGGGAUCAAGGUUUCAAUGGGUGUCCCCUGUUUCCUUUUUUUCCCAUUUUAAUUUUUUUUUUAAAUUUAAUCCCCACUAUCAAAGUUCUGAAAACAUCUUUCAAAGAUGAAAAUUUUGUUGGCACUGGAGACUUAAUUUUAAAGGUGAAGGAAAUCUUAACUGAAUAUUUUUUACUUCAUAUGUGAGUUCUUACAGGACUUGUAUAGAUUGCUCAAUAGCCUUUACUCACUGCCAUCAAUUCCAACAGCUAAAGAGUGAUAAAACAUCAAAAAUCUCCAGCUGUUAUAUUAAAUUGUUUUAAAAAAGUUUUUAUGACACCUCAAGCAUUUCUUUUCCCUUCAUUCUAUAUUUUGAAGUGAGGGUUUAUCUGAUCGAUCUAAAGUGUUGUGAGUAGAGGCUUUGUAUACUGCUGGUGUAUGGAAUGACACAUUUGUACUGUGAAUAAUAUACUUUGAUCUGAAAAUACGCUUCUGCUGAACUGUUCGUUCUGAUCAAAUCUUUGUUAGCACCUAUUUCCUUCCGCAACUGUUUAUAAUAGUGGUGUGCAUUCCACUGCACAAUAAAUACUGAUUGACUGAACGUUUUUUCACAUUUCGCGUUUUCACGUUUCUUCAUGCCCUCUUGGCUUCUGAAUCUUAUUGCAUAGUUUCUACAUUUCCAUCCAAGAAGUGGAUCAAAUAUCUUCUUAAAAUAUGCUGCACUGACAAUGAAAUAUGUAAGGGUCCAAUCCAUUGGUGUUGGACUUCAUAUGAGGUGUAAUGUUUUUUACUUCAUUAAAUAUUGUUAUUUGUCUUGUCUGAAUUGUUUGGAAGAAAUUGGAACUUUUUCUCUCCAUCCAAAUGGCAUAAAGUUUUAAAGCUCUUGACCUGGAUCAUGGUUUGUCAAAUGUGUACAAACCUAGUUUACCAAUAGUUGACCUUGUUUCUUAUCCAGACAUUCUGGACUGUUGUCUUCCUUAUAUUUGAUGGUGGUGUCUUCAAAUGUAUGUAUAUCUUUUAUACAAAAUUGCCCUUUCAUAUUGACUGUUCGGGAAAUUUCAAGGUUGUAAGUCUUGCUUAUCAGUCUUAUCUAAAACGGUGUCCCAUAUUCCGUAUUGUUUGUAUGUGUGUAUGAGCGUGUGUCUGUGUGAUUUGGUUUUUAAUUCUGUUAAUUUUCUUAUUUCAUAGCAUUUUAUGCUUUUUCAUUUCAUCUUCAGGUUGAAUAAGAUGUUCAUGAUAAAUAUCUAUCCUGUAUGGAUAAACAUGAAAAGACUGAACUUCAAACUUAAAUAAGUACAAUGCUUAGCCGCAACAUGUUUUGUUGACAUUAUUUGUUAUACAACAUUUGAAAGCUUUGCUAAGACCGUGUAUUUGGGGUUUUGUCUGGCAGGAUGUUUUCAUAUAUUGCAUGAUGCUGUUGAUUAAUUAACAAUUUUUUUUCUGGAUGAACCAGUGUAACAUUUUUAUUCUUGACUUUCUUAAUGAGCUUAUUUUUGACAUUUGUAUUGUUAUUGGUGUUACCCUUUCCAGAGGGCAACAUCCACAUACAGCAUAAUAAAUACCUUACAGAGGAAACAAUCUUUCUAACGGUAGCAAAUUUUUCGUAUCUUUAUCCUGAACGGUUUUUGUUAUUACUUAACUCUGGGCUUGCUCAUUCAUAUGGGUCCUCUGAACUUCAGUUUUUCAUUCAUUUAGACAUUGAAAAUUUGGCUGCCUGCUUCCAGAGAUAUUUUGUGAAUCCACAAAUAAAUCAACUUCCUUUGAAAGUUUGCCUGAAUACAAAAGGAUACAUGAGACUACUCAGUCAUUCUGUCCAAUUUGCCUGCUCUCGUAGUUUUCUGACAGUCUCACUUCAUUUUUUCCCCAACUUGACAAUAACUUCCCUUAGCUUAGAGUACAAGAUUGUGACUUUUAAGGAAUUUUCCUCAAGAAAAAUAAAUUAAGAUCUUUGCAAUUUUGUAUUAUUUUAGUCACUUCGAAGCUUUUACCAACUUGAUAAGAAAGAUCAGUCGUUGUCAUUUUACACGUUUCACAUCUGUUCUUGUUGCAUCACAAAAUAAAGCCUCCAGCAACUGUUAAUUGUAAUCAAUAUAUAUGUGUGCAUGCGUCUUGACAUUGUGUAAGGCAUAUACUUGAGAGACUAUUUUUAAAACGUGUUUUGUUGAAGAAUAUAUAGUUGCACUUAGAUGUAAAUCACAAGUUUGCUUCCUUCAUGAAAAAUUACCUGAGAUGAAAACCUGACUAUGUACCUACAACUAAGUACCUAGAUCCCAAGAUAAAGUUGGGUGUUCAUAGCUUCUAUCUGUAUGUGAAGACAAAAUUGUUAAAUGCUCUCCUUUUCAACCUGGCUUUUGAACCGGUGAAAGGCUAAGAAGCUUAUGAAUUAGUGCCUCUUAUGUAAAUAUGCAAGCAUUUUUCAAAAAUCUUCAUUUGUAAUGACCUAUGUCCAACGUAAACAUUCUCGUAUGUUACUAAAUGCUGUUUAUUACAGUACUUAUGACCGCCGUCAUCUGGAGUGGGGCUUCUGCAUUUCUAGAAUUGAAGUAGUUUCUUGUCCUCAUCUUCUGUAUGACCCUCUCCCAAAUUCUUCUUAAAAAUAGUAAAUCUGUCUAUUGUACAAGCAUUUUUAGCCCACAGAGUAACAUGUACAAAAGUUUGUUUAUAUGUUAAUUAUGAGAACCUGUUAUACCUGUGUACUUUAACAUUGGUUGCAAUUUUUUAGAAGUUUGUUAAUUCUGUUGUCCCUGAGCAAGUUUCUGACUCCAGUCUCGUGGUGUUAAUGUCCAUGUCACAAAUCUAGUUCUGUUGUGGGUUUCAUUGUAUGCCAAAAUAGGUUGUUUUAAUUAAUGAGACUGAAUUGUUGGUGUAAGCCUUACAUUUGUGAGUGUAUUACUAUUUAUUAUAGUACUGUAAAUAUGCUGGUUACAAUGAUUAACAAUAAAACAAGGUGAAAAUGA